AGCAAGCUGUAUCAGAUUAGUUCCAUCUUUCAGUUAUAUUUUCCAAACACUCUCCUUCGUAUUUAAGAAACCCUGCCUCCUGUUGUGACUUUGGAUCGUCAUAGCUUCUAGUGUUCAAGAAACUUUGGCCUUCAGCGGUGGUGAUUACCGCGGACUGUGGCCCUUCGAAAGUGACCAUGGCCGAGAGUCGACAUGAGCUGAGAUCGAAGCUUCGGAACGUGAUGAAGCGUGUAGCUGAACGCCCGUUCGAUUCACCUAUGGAGAAGGACCGUCGCAAAUUGCGCUAUUUGCGGUUAGCAUUGAGCGGAGAUCAGUUGUUUAAGGACGGUGCGACAUGCGAUUGUGGCGGACGGUUGGGCUGUUGGCCAUGUGAAGAUAAUGGCAAUGGAAACAGGAACAGACAAUAUGUCAAAUGCGAUUCGUGUUCGUUUCUAUGCGCAAAUGACCUGGACCAUUGCUAUGUCGGGAAUCCUCUUUGUGGCUGUGGCUUUCCUAGCCGCACACAGCAUCAGCGUUUUGGAUCUCAUCAUCGCAACGUGUGCGCAUUCGAAAGGGGUAAAUGCUGGGUCGUUUUGAGACGGUCUCCAGUCUACCGUCAUCGGAGGUCGAGUCGGCGUUGGUGAAAGGUGUACCAAAUUGAUGGACUAAGCAGGAAUCUGGUUGUAUUGAUCCUGGUGGAUUUAUUAAUUCUGACUGGUGUGCCUACUCCAAGACUAUUCAGUCUUUCGGAAAUCUAUAUAUUUAUCGCACCUUGAUUCAUUAAGAUAAACUAGGUGAAAUGUAGAGAUGUGGUCAAUCUAAGGGGAAAAUACACUUAUUCUGC
Aspergillus japonicus CBS 114.51 is the source of this 823-nucleotide messenger RNA. RefSeq lists its product as uncharacterized. Bases 177 to 623 code for a protein of 148 amino acids. The record is from RefSeq and is a predicted model, not a curated record. The transcript has a single exon. Lineage: Eukaryota; Fungi; Ascomycota; Eurotiomycetes; Eurotiales; Aspergillaceae.